AUGUCCGCCUCUUCCGCUGCGCCACAGAAGAAGGCGCCCACAAUAGACGCCCUUACUGCCAAUCUUCACUCCACCAGCCUUAGUGCCUCCAAUUCGAACGCAUUCGAUCCUCGCGCUCUCUCAUCUGCCGACCUCAAGAAGCUCCUGCUCGAGCCAGUGGAUGACAGCACUAGAUCGAUACCGGCGUCAUUACCAUCUCAGCCUACCCACACGAGCUCCUCUUCGAACAACGACGCCGCCGCCAAAGAGCGGGACCCCCCCUCCACCGCUGAACCCCAAGCCAAGGGCCUUGUUAAGUACAUCGCAGACCGUGUCGCUUACGAAGGAGGCGAAUUCGUCCUGCGCAUCGGCACGCCUGAACCUCGAAACGAUGCCACCAUCACGAGCCUAUUCACCGAAGAUGAGCUGUCAUUUGCCAUUGCGAAUGUGAUCAAGGCUGCUAGCUUAUCUGACGCCGAUGCCAGUCUUCUCCACCAGCAGGCUACAGAGGACGGCAAGGGCAGGUCCGCCCACGUCCUCAUCCGCAGAAUUCCCGCUGGUGCCGAAGAGCUGGUCGAGCUACGUAUUGCCGUCAUUGGCAAUGUCGACGCUGGCAAAUCCACGAUGCUAGGAGUGCUCACUAAGGGAGGUCUCGAUGAUGGCAGAGGCAAAGCCCGUGUCAACCUCUUCAGGCACAAGCACGAGGUCGAGUCCGGUCGAACUUCAUCCGUCGGAAUGGAGAUCAUGGGCUUCGACUCCAAGGGAAAACCUGUGCACAACGUCGUUGGUCCUGGGCAGGAGCCUGGACGCAAGAUGUCGUGGGAAGAGGUAUGCGCCAAGUCCAGCAAGGUCAUCUCCUUCAUUGAUCUCGCUGGGCACGAGCGUUACCUCAAAACGACGGUCUUCGGCAUGACGGGAUGCCUUCCUGACUUUGUCAUGCUGAUGGUCGGUGCCAACGCGGGCCUCAUCGGCAUGUCCAAGGAGCAUCUCGGCAUUGCUCUGGCUCUCUCGGUGCCCGUGGUGGUGUGCAUCACCAAGAUCGACAUGACGCCAGCUCAUGUUUUGGAGACGACGCUCAAGCAGCUCACCAAGAUACUCAAGUCGCCCGGCUGCCGCAAGACGCCCGUGUUUAUCAACGAUAUGGGUCAAGUGGUGGAAUCGGCGCUGCGACUCGAGACGGAGCGUAUCUGCCCCAUUUUCCAGAUCUCCAACGUUACUGGGCUCAACCUCGAUCUCUUACGCAGCUUUCUGAACAUCCUACCGCAGGCGAGUGCGGCCAAGUUCCAGGUGGAUCAGCCGUUUGAGUUCCAGAUCAGCGACAUCUUUUCGGUGCCGUUCGUCGGUACGGUUGUUUCCGGGGUUGUGCUGGCGGGCAGCUGCAAGGUAGGAGACUCGGCGCUGCUUGGGCCAGACAGCUUGGGCCAGUUUGUAAGCACCUCGAUCCGCAGCAUUCAGCGCAAGCGCGUCCAUGUGGACGGAGCCACAGCGGGUCAGAGUGUGUCGUUUGCGCUCAAGAAGAUCCGCCGCAACCAGGUGCGGAAAGGCAUGGUGAUGGUGGCACGCACCGAGGUGGCGCCCAAGAGCUACAUGGAGUUCGAUGCCGAGAUCCUGUGUCUGUACCACUCGACCACGCUGUCGGUGGGCAGCUGCAUGGUACUGCACGCUGCGUCUAUUCGACAGACGGUGCGCAUUGUGGGCAUCGCCAAGCUCGACGGUCAGCCCACUAUCGGUCCCGGAGCAGGUGGGGUAGAUGCGCAUGGAGGCAAGCCGGUGGUUCGUACGGGCGACCGUGCCAAGCUGCGUUUGCAGUUUAUCCGAUACCCCGAGUACGUCAAGCCGGGCAUGAAGCUCAUCACUCGCGAGGGGAAGACGAAGCUCAUCGGUGUGGUGCGUGCUGUAGGACAGUCUGGGCCGCUGAACGGUGGGGGGGCUACUUUGGGUAAUGUGGCGGGAGCGGCGGCGAAUGUUCCACCUGCUGCGCAUGCCGCUACUGCGUAUCCUGCGCCGGCACUUGGGGUCAAGUGA
Sporisorium graminicola is the source of this 2004-nucleotide messenger RNA. RefSeq lists its product as uncharacterized. The transcript has a single exon. Gene Ontology annotation, biological process: translational elongation. The coding region runs from base 1 to 2004 and encodes 667 amino acids. NCBI's taxonomy places the organism in Eukaryota, Fungi, Basidiomycota, Ustilaginomycetes, Ustilaginales, Ustilaginaceae. Gene Ontology annotation, molecular function: GTPase activity; GTP binding; translation elongation factor activity. The record is from RefSeq and is a predicted model, not a curated record.